Molecule: messenger RNA, 2461 nt
Organism: Cololabis saira (Pacific saury)
Lineage: Eukaryota; Metazoa; Chordata; Actinopteri; Beloniformes; Belonidae
Gene: crlf1a
Product: cytokine receptor-like factor 1a
Exons: 9
Coding region: 384-1568 (394 amino acids)
Biological process (GO): cytokine-mediated signaling pathway
Cellular component (GO): external side of plasma membrane
Molecular function (GO): protein binding; cytokine receptor activity
Source: RefSeq, a predicted model, not a curated record
GAGAGAGAGAGAUAGAAAAGGAGAGAGGAGGGGCCUAAAAAGUAUGAACUUGUGUAUGAUUUUGGCUGCAGGAAGCAUUAAGACGGGAGACGACCGCGAGCAGGACGCAGCGCGCAGGAGGAGUCGCUUUGUAACUUCCCACGGACGGACUUUCCCACUUACUUGUUCAUUAUUAUCAUCAUCAUUAUCAUCAUCAUUAUUAUUAUGAUUAUUUUCCUCCUGGCGGGCUCCCUCGUUGCCGUGAAUCAAAGCCCGAGCCGUCCCGCCCGUGCCGUCGCGCCUCCCUCUCGCCGUGCGUAAUUUGUACCAAAAGGACCGACACCAAAACAACACGAGGACGUGGACGCGGCCCAGGGAGACGACGCACGAACCGGCGGGGGAAAAUGAGGAGCCUCCUGGAGAUCUGCUGGGUUUUCCUCUCCCUGCACGCUCCCGGCGUGCUGUCCCUGUCCACACAUGUAGCAGUCGUCUACCCCCAGGACCCUGUGCUUCGCAUGGGGUCCAACUUGACGGCCAGCUGCUGGGUCCACCCCGACCUCAGCAUCCAUGCCAGUUCGCUGUUCUGGACUCUGAACGGACAGCAGCUGCCCAGCUCCCUCUACAGAGUGCUGAGUCCCAGCAACCUCAGCGUGACGCUCACGGGCCUGAACGCCUCCAGGCAAACGUCCGGUGACAACCUCGUCUGUCACAACCACAAGGGACACAUAUUAGCCGGUUCCUGCAUUUACGUUGGGAUGCCUCCACAGAAGCCUGCCAACCUGACCUGCUGGUCCAGGAACACCAAGGACCUGACGUGCACCUGGGCACCCGGAGGAAAAGGAGAAACUAAUAUCAGUACAAAGUACAAGCUCAAGUACAAACUCAGAUGGUACGGUACGGAGAAGGAGUGCCAGGAUUACACUCAUACGCAGUCGUACUCCUGCAGCAUCACCCAGGACCUGCAUCUCUUCACGCCGUACGAGAUCUGGGUGGAGGCCUUCAACCAGCUGGGCAGCGCCACCUCCGACGUCGUCACCAUUGACAUCUUAGACGUAGUGACGACGGACCCUCCGGCCGGUGUGACGGUCAGUCGGGUCGGCCAGCUGGAGGACCAGCUCAGCGUUCGCUGGGAUGCCCCGCCGGCCCUCAAGGACUUCCUGUUCCGAGCCAAGUACCAGAUCCGCUACAGGCUGGAGGAAAGUCAAGACUGGAAGGUGAUGGAUGAUGUUGGGAAUCAGACGUCCUGUCGACUGGCUGGACUGAGACCCGGAACGGUGUAUUUUGUUCAGGUUCGCUGUAACCCAGUGGGCAUCUACGGCUCUCGGAAAGCUGGGAUCUGGAGCGAGUGGAGCCACCCCACCGCUGCAUCCACCCCCCACAGCGAGCAACUGAUGUCGGGCUCCUGUGACCCCAAGUCCAGCGGCGACUCCAACUCCACCCUGCGGCGGGAGCUGAAGCAGUUCUUCGGCUGGGUGCGGAAACACGCCUACGGCUGCAGCAGCAUGUCCAUGAAGCUGUACGACCAGUGGAGGGUGCUGAUGCAGAAAUCCCACAAAAGUCGCAACCAGGUAGGUUCUGCAAGGGGAUAAAUCAUAGCACAUGCUGCCUCUGCAAGCAGAAAAGAACUGAGUGAAUGCAGUUUGCUUUUGUUUAUUCGCGUGAAUGAGAAGAAGAGAUGUCAUUCGUAUAUCGGAUUCAUAAAGACAAUUUGCUCCAACCAUCUUUGGACGGACACCAGCCGUGACUGUGAGAAGAAACCACUUCCUUUAUGCAUUUUUUUCCACCCGACGGCGCCGGUGCGAGUGACGGAGAUGGCCGACUCACCAUUAACAUCCUCAUAUCGUGAAAAGACGCCAUGUGGACUGUUCUGCUGUCACAAACUACAUCGUAGCAUGACCAUCUCACACAACAGUAAAGACAUUUGACAUGUAUUUGAUGUAAAGAGGAGAACAGAGCAAAUCUUAAAGUGUUAUGUGACGUUCUGGGGUUUUUUCUGUGGAUCGAAAACACCAUCUAGUGGCUGCUCAUCAUCCUGCGGAUUCUCUAACCAAUGCCCCUCACUGAUGUCCUAAAGUAAAGAGAAAAGUAAGAAAUUAUAAAACAGUAUUUUGAAUUAAUGCUUUAUGUAGUUGAAAAAUGUGCCAAACUGAUUCACCCAGGAUUCUUGUGUUUCUGAGUGACGGUAUGUUACUGAUGAUAUGAUGGUGUUUGCGUUUGGACACUGCCUUUAUUUUUGUACUGAACUGUACCAGUAUAUUUAAAGUAUAAAGUUAUGUUUUAUAAUUCUUAAAUUAUGUUUAGUUAGUGAAAGACUGUACAAUGACUGAAGUUGUUAUCGAUCUCUAAAGAUGUCCCAUAAAGAUGCUGCCAGAAACACAGAGUUUGGACAUUACUGGUGUUUGCACAAGAACACAGCUCUGAUUUUUCUCACUUCGGGUUCUCAUCCUUCUCUUCCUCACUCGAUUUGUCCAAAACAAGAGUA